Molecule: messenger RNA, 838 nt
Organism: Ylistrum balloti
Lineage: Eukaryota; Metazoa; Mollusca; Bivalvia; Pectinida; Pectinidae
Product: RAB7A-interacting MON1-CCZ1 complex subunit 1-like
Exons: 7
Coding region: 2-838 (278 amino acids)
Biological process (GO): mitophagy
Source: RefSeq, a predicted model, not a curated record
CAUGGCAGGAACAAUUAUAAGAGAACACUUACGUGUAUUACAGGAUACAUGCGUGCACGAACUGAAAUCUAUAGGUGACCUUGACCCCUUGUUGUUGACCAAGAGCAAGCGAAGAUGUGAAGUGUGUUUGGCUGGAUAUCCAGACCCGAAUGUCUAUACUCCACAGACUCUCACUAAACUCAUCCAAGAGUAUACACAGGCAGUGCUCGAUUACACAUAUCAUGAAGAAUGUCAGCUUGUCAAUGAAGAAUUUCCAGAAAUUAAUGCGAAAGAAAGAAUACAUAAGAUCUUCUGUCAUUUUGAUCAAGUAAUGGAGCUUUCCAAAAAGUGUAUACCAGAAAAAGAGGUAGCAGAUGUGCUGGGUUCUGAGAUGAAUCAGUGCCUUGUGUGGAGGAGGGGAGCACUACUGUAUAUGUACUGUAAAACAAUUAAAGAGGAUCCUCAAAGGGCUGACAGGAUAGGUGCCACUUUUAUACAGUUUGUACAUGAAGGCAUUGUUGAGUUAAAGAGCAUUCUCCCUUCACCGCCAUCCCCUCUUCCAGGCAGAGACAAGGAGGAAAUGCCAGUGAAAGACCCCACACUACAGCUGGUGGAUAUGGGUAUCCUCAAUGACACACAUCUACUUGGGAUGAUGUACGGCGGUGAAAUGUGUUACUGGUACUACCAAGAGCAAGUCAACAAAACACAGAGCAUUGAGUUUGAAAAAGACUUUGAUGCCAAGAAAACUGGAAAGGAAUUCUUAUUGCCCUAUAUAGAGGCAGUGGAUGGUGUACUUUCUGCUCAUGGAUGGAAUUCUCAAACAGCAAAACAAAUAAUUAAAUACUUUUCUGAGCACUAA